Molecule: messenger RNA, 825 nt
Organism: Cercospora beticola
Lineage: Eukaryota; Fungi; Ascomycota; Dothideomycetes; Mycosphaerellales; Mycosphaerellaceae
Source: RefSeq, a predicted model, not a curated record
AAGAGGUAGGGCGGAUGACGAAGGUGUAUCGAAAGCAAUAUACAAGCAAUUCAGUGUCUCGUCACCCAAAUUCAACCCCAUCUGAUGUUCAAGACUGCGAAGAGCGAAGUGCACCUGCUAAAUACAAAGAAUCACAUGCAAGAUGUACGCGUAGGAGCGACCGUUUGCAACCGCAACACUUUCGGACCGGCAGCCGUGAAUACAUCACCAACUGACACAAGCAAACAAGAACAUAAUUCACCAAGACCACACCCACUCUCCAAAACUCACAACACUCUACCUUUGAACUUGGAAGACAGGACCUAAGCUUCCCAAAACACAACCAUGUCCUCACUCACCAUCAUAUCGGCCGCGAUCCUUGUCCUCAUCGCCAUCUUCGCAGCCUACGUCUACCUAGUCGGCAUCCCACCCGAACUCAAACGCGACUUGGAGAGAAAAGCACUGCGAACAAUGGGUGAAAACAAAGCCUCGCAUCUCUUCCAAAGCCAACUGGACAGAGUGCCCGAUGGGCCAGCGGGGGAUGUGAAAGAGUUCAAGGAUGUGAAGAAAGGGUUGGGGAGUUUGGGAGGAGAGGCGUUGAAGAAUCCGCUUGGUGAGACAUUGGGUGAGACGGGAGAUGAGACGACGAGGCCAGUUACGGGGAGGUAGCUGGAGACGAUGAAAGACAACUAGCAGGGCGAGAGACGGAAGAUGCGAAGCAGGCUUAUUUGGUUACGAGACCAGAGAUCUGAUUGCCUCGGACGGAGAGCAGGCUCACAGCGAGGUCUGUCAAGUCCGACCCAAUCGUGAGCGUCAUUCAUAUACUGUAUUGCCAAGGGGUAUCUA